UUUAUUGCGAAGUCUUCCAACCGGAUGAGUUGUUUUGCCUGUACACAAACAGGAGCGAGUAAAAACAAUGUGACGUGGCUAAUCCAUCCGUGGAAGACAAAAGACAGAAACACAAAUAUGAAGAACCACUAGACAUUCCACCCCAGAUUAGAAGAAGAGACGUGGACUCCGAAUUAAACUGCAGUAUACUGUAGCCGCGUUAAACGGACAAGUUGUUUAAGGUAAUGUGCUAAAGAGCGGACAAUGUCGGACUGCAAAGCUAACGCACCUGAGGCGCCCGAGGUGCCGGACACCGAAACAACCGACAGCGCCCCACCUGACGUCAUGAUGGACGUGGCCCCCACGAGAAAAGCCAGGAGGAGGGUGGAGCCUAAAGCGGAAGUGGAGGAGACACAGAAAGUAGAAGAGCAGCCUCCAAAGGCAUCCGGUGAGUCCACCGUUUCCCAGGGAGGGUGGGGUUACUGGGGCAACUGGGGGAAAUCCAUCCUGUCCACUGCAACAGCCACUGUGGCCACUGUGGGUCAGGGGUUGACCCAGGUCAUCGAGAAGGCCGAGACAUCGCUGGGCAUCCCGAGCCCUACUGAGAUGUCCGCUCAAGUGGCGGAGGAGCAGAAAGAAGAAGGGGAAACUCCUGCUCAGACUGACCAAGUGGUGGGAGAUGGCGCGUCAGCGGUCGGGAGCGCCAUGGGGAUGUUGACAUCGCUCACCAGCGUCGUCCAGAGCACAGGCAAGACGGUCAUCAGCGGUGGUCUGGAUGCUCUGGAGUUCAUCGGGAAAAAGACGAUGGACGUGAUAGCAGAGGGGGACCCCGGCUUCAAGAAAACCAAAGGGCUCAUGAUCAGGAACUCAACUCUCUCGCAGGUGCUGAGGGAGGCAAAGGAGCGAGAAGAGCUUCAGACAUCCAAAGAGGAGUCGUCGGACGCAGAGAAGAAAGUGGUGGCUCAUUACGGGAUGCUGUUUGACGAGUAUCAGGGUCUGUCUCACCUCGAGGCUCUUGAGAUGUUAUCUAGGGAAAGCGAGUCAAAGGUGAAGUCAGUGCUGACAACGCUGUCUGGAGAUGAGCUGAGUCAGCUCAGAGAAGAGAUGGAGCGCAUAAAGGAAUCGUUCUCCCUAAUGGAGUUUGAUGAGGAGGAAGUGGAAGAGAAGAAAGACCACGAUGGCUCAGAGUUUGAGACGGAGCUCACAGAGGCCUUGGAGGGCCUGGGUGUUUCUGCUACAGCCAGCAAACUCAGCAAGGCCUGUAAGGACGCCAGCAGUGUGAUCGUUGACUUGGGCAAACCAGCGGAGGGCGACGGCGAGGAGGACGUGAGGACGACGUUCACCGUGGAGGAGGUGAACGCCGCAGCCAUCAGGAGCCUGGCCCAGCUGACCGCGCGAUCCAUCGAGCUUUUCCACAAGCUAGCCGAGAGCAUCCUCAUCUCAAACGCCAACGUAAAGGCGGACGUCCUGUCGCUGUUGACGGUCAUCCUGUGUAAAGAAGUAUCGCUGCUUUCCAAGAAGUUCACCGCUUGUUUAACAGCAGCCGGGUCAAACGAGAAGGGAGAAGUCCUCAACCCACUUAUAACUGGAGUAUUCCUAGAGGCGUCCAAUAGUGCCUCCUACAUUCAGGACGCCUUCCAGCUCCUGAUGCCCAUACUGGAGAUCUCCCACAUCCAGAGGAGAGCCGACAUGUCAGAGCAGUGAGAAACUGCUUUUUCUACGUGGCGUAUGCCAUCAAGCAGUGUUAACAAUUAAAAAAAAAUGUAUUCAAAGUGUUAAACUGCAGAAUAAUUCAUACCGUUGCUGCUUUAUUGUGAACAAUCAUUCAACAGAAAGACACAAUCAGCAUCAGCGGACCUUAUUAGCAUCCAUAACCUCAGGUGGUCAUACUGUACAUGAAGGAACUACAGUAAUAUACUGCCAGCUUUUGGUUGUGAUCGUUUUGCAGCAUAACAAUGCGGCAGUCUGUAAUAUGUGCUUUUGAAUAAAACAUUUUA
Molecule: messenger RNA, 1976 nt
Organism: Dunckerocampus dactyliophorus (ringed pipefish)
Lineage: Eukaryota; Metazoa; Chordata; Actinopteri; Syngnathiformes; Syngnathidae
Gene: fam114a2
Product: family with sequence similarity 114 member A2
Exons: 14
Coding region: 244-1683 (479 amino acids)
Source: RefSeq, a predicted model, not a curated record